This is a messenger RNA of Zymoseptoria tritici IPO323, 306 nucleotides long. RefSeq lists its product as uncharacterized. The coding region runs from base 1 to 306 and encodes 101 amino acids. Lineage: Eukaryota; Fungi; Ascomycota; Dothideomycetes; Mycosphaerellales; Mycosphaerellaceae. The transcript has 5 exons. The record is from RefSeq and is a predicted model, not a curated record.
AUGCGCGACCAACGCUACCGAUACCCCUCGGUAGCGACGGCGACAGCGAGGUCGACGACGGCGAUAUACCCGACGACUAUCCUAGGGUCUAUUAAGUUAGAGUCUCUACUCUACUUUAUAUCUUAUAAAGUACUCUCUGCCUUUCCUAGGCUAAAGAUGUCUCUCUAUACGUACUACGCCCUAAGGGCGUAUCCCGAAGGCCGGCCCGCCCUAUUAGGGCUACUCCUAGGCCUAUUACGUUUGCUCUACCUAAGAGAGUCCCGAACGAGCCUCGCGAGCCCUCUAUACCGUCUAGUUCUACUCUAG